Messenger RNA from Phoenix dactylifera (date palm), 1554 nucleotides. Its product is annotated as mitotic phosphoprotein N' end (MPPN) family protein. Lineage: Eukaryota; Viridiplantae; Streptophyta; Magnoliopsida; Arecales; Arecaceae. Gene Ontology annotation, biological process: nuclear pore organization; NLS-bearing protein import into nucleus. Gene Ontology annotation, molecular function: phospholipid binding; structural constituent of nuclear pore; nucleic acid binding. Gene Ontology annotation, cellular component: nuclear membrane; nuclear pore nuclear basket; nuclear pore central transport channel. The record is from RefSeq and is a predicted model, not a curated record.
CCGUUUUUAGUCUGCUCUCGCUCGCUCUAGGGUUUAAGGGUUCUUCACUUCUUCCUCCUUUCGUAGAGAUCGCUCCUCCGAUCGUUCCUCAGAGAAUGAGGACCACGCUUCAGAGAAGCCCUAAAACCGAGAGGCAAUCCCUCUUCUUCCGAGACCUCGCCUCCCCCGUCUCCACACACCGCGGCGGCGCCGCCGGCGGACGCUUCGCGACGCCCGGUCAGGCCGCUGCCGUCUCCGCCCUCUGGCGGGAGAAUUUCGGCUCUUCCGACCCCCCGCCGCCCCCUGUCUUCACCCUCGAGGACCGUGUCAAUUUCUCCCCAGAGCCCGGCCUCGCCGACCUCCCUGCCUCCCCGGAGCUCAAGAUAGAAGCCCGAACCCCGCCCCCCGCCCUCGGCUACCUCUCCUCCCCUUCCCCUCUCAAGAACCGGGCCGAGGCGAGCAAUUCGGGGGCGGUCGGUGGGGGGUUGCACGUUUUUCAGCAGCAGAGCCCUGGGAGCUCGAGCUGGCGGUCUCCUGCCAAGGGCGGCGGUGGUGGGGAGCUCGAUGACAAGGGGAAGGGCUCGCCGGUUGAUGGUGUGAUCCAUCCGGGGCCGUUGAUCACCCUGCCGCCGCCAAGGGAGGUGGCGAGGCCAGAGUUGCAGAGGAAUAACUUGCCCGUUGGAGGGCGUGAUGAGGAAGAGUGGGUGACGGUUUACGGAUUUUCACCUGGUGAUACAAACCUGGUAUUGCGAGAAUUCGAGAAAUGCGGAGCAAUAUUGAAACACAUACCUGGUCCAAGGGUUGCUAACUGGAUGCAUAUUUUGUAUCAGAGCCGAUAUGAUGCCCAAAAGGCUAUUGCAAAGAACGGUGUGCAGUUAAAUAGCAUUCUCAUUAUUGGGGUGAAGGCCAUGGAUCCUCAGCAGCGCCAGUAUCUGAAUGAGAGUCUAAACAGCAACUAUCAUGGGGGCUUCAUGGUUUCCUUGCCCUCACAGUCUACAGCUGGGAUGAGCUCUGCUGCCAGGGGCUUGUCAGGUCCUCCCUCUCGUCCUUAUCACCUACAGAAUGGCAGCAUCACCACCACCAAUGAUAGCGAGCACCGUACAAGAGCCAUUGCUUCCCCUACGAAGUCGGUUGUGUCCAAAGUUGUGGACUUGAUGUUCAGCAUAUAAAUCAGGACAUAUGAGAGCUUUGCUUUUGAACUGUCUGAUCAGUUCUAUCUCAGAUUAAAUCAUAGUUCUCUGCCUACAAGCUUGCAGAAAUAGGCAGCUCAACCAAUACCCACUCAAAUUUGGACAGUUUCAUCUCUUGCUGUGUUCGAUCAUCAGAUGAGUGAACUUCUGUUGCCAGUUUCAGAUCAGUUGCUGCCGCUGGAGAUGCAUCAAGAAUUUUGUACCAUCAUAUUUCUUCUGUCUGUUAUGUAUCAUCAGAAUUAUUAAAAUGUUUCGCCAGAGCAUUAAUCUAUAUAACUAUGGUUGCACCCUAUAGAGUCUGUUUUGGUUCCAACACCAAUAAAAUCUGAUGUAUGAUCUGUAGCCAAUGCUUAUAAAAUUGCAGAUAUCCUUCAUUUUGUUAAAA